This is a messenger RNA of Fomitopsis serialis, 648 nucleotides long. RefSeq lists its product as uncharacterized. The transcript has 3 exons. The coding region runs from base 1 to 648 and encodes 215 amino acids. NCBI's taxonomy places the organism in Eukaryota, Fungi, Basidiomycota, Agaricomycetes, Polyporales, Fomitopsidaceae. The record is from RefSeq and is a predicted model, not a curated record.
AUGAGCGUGUCCGUCGACGACCUCGUAGCCUCGUUCAACUCAAAUCACAUCGGCCAGGAGGCCAUCGACCUUGCCAAUCUGCAGGCACAACUCGCGCAGGCUCUCCGAAACCAAAUGUCCUCGAGCGCACAGCCCAUUCAGCGGCGCGCGUAUGCGCCGUCCAACACACCUCUCGCGCGCACACCGUCGUCCAGCAUGUGCUGGGAGCCCAGCGACUUCGCGCGCGGGCGAAGUUCCAAUGUGGACGCGAUGGAUGAGGACGAGCGCAUGGUAGAGGAUAUGCUCUUCACCUCCCCCGCAAACAACAGCUUCGCCCACUCCCACCUAUCUUCCUCACCCGCAACAUACUCUGGGAUGCUCUCGCGGCGGCCGAGCGUGCCGCACGUAUCAAGCGCGCUCGAUAUGGCUCCAACUGAGCUGCCAACGCCCAACACGUCGCACUUCACAACGACAGACCCGUUCUUCAUGGCCCAGGUGCAAGCUACCCAGGCACCGACUCAGUCGUUUUUCGCGCACGCAGGGCGCCCCUCCGCGCACUCUCCGUUCAUCCUCCAGUCGAGCUUCAGCCAACACGCCCACCACCCUGUCGCGUCCGAGGUUGACCCGGCGCACAUGUUCGCGUCCCCACCAGCUGCAUUCAGCUGCUAA